Messenger RNA from Pimephales promelas (fathead minnow), 29207 nucleotides. NCBI's taxonomy places the organism in Eukaryota, Metazoa, Chordata, Actinopteri, Cypriniformes, Leuciscidae. The record is from RefSeq and is a predicted model, not a curated record.
GUAGAUGUGAGGGAUAAUUGCAACUGGUGAGAGAAGCCCUCCACUGGGCCCCUCCAUCCCAGCCCUCCCUUACACCAACAUUCCCCACAGCCAGCAUGUUCUCCUCCAACUUUCUGGGUGGGGGGAAUCCUCUAAGUGCGAUGUCCUCUGCUGUGAACAAGUUCAGUCUUUUUGGGGAUGAGGCAACCGAGGAAAAGCAACAACAGCAGCCUCCAGAUCCUUCAAAGGAACAGCAGGGGAACGGCCAACCAGCCUCACAGGGACCUCAGAGGCAAAGUGGACAGCAGCUGCAGGGUGUUGGACGGGGAGCCCAAGGAGCUGGACGUGGUGGACCUCAACCACAAGGAGCUGGAAGUGGUGGACCUCAACCACAAGGAGCUGGACGUGGUGGACCUCAACCACAAGGAGCUGGAAGAGGUGGACCUCAACCACAAGGAGCUGGACGUGGUGGACCUCAACCACAAGGAGCUGGAAGAGGUGGACCUCAACCACAAGGAGCUGGACGUGGUGGACCUCAACCACAAGGAGGUGGACGGGGAGGAUCUCAACCACAAGGAACUGGACUUGGUGGAACUCAAGCACAAGGAGCUGGACGGGGAGGAUCUCAACCACAAGGAGCUGGACGUGGUGGAUCUCAACCACAAGGAGCUGGUAGAGGUCUCCCACAGCAGGGAGUGGGGAGGGGGGGAUUGUCACAAGGAGCAGGUGGGGAUGGAUCUCCUAAGCAGGGUGUUGGGAAGGUUGGACCUCAACAACAAGGCCCAAGAGGACCCGGGUCUCAUCCAGCAGGUGCACCUGGAUCAAGGCCUCCUUCAGCAGAGCCUCAGGGGAAAGAUGGUGCUGGGGUGAAAUCCCUCUGUCCAGUCUGUAAAAAUACAGAACUCAGUUUUAAGUCCAAGGAUUCUCCCAACCAUAACACCUGCACACAAUGUAAAUCAGUGGUCUGCAACAUGUGUGGGUUCAGUCCUCCAGAUGCAACUGCUAAGGAGUGGCUUUGCCUGAAUUGCCAGAUGCAGAGAGCUCUGGGAGGGGCAGAAAGUGUUGAACCUCCAACGCUAAAAGCCCAGCCACAGUCCAAGGUCUCCGUUCCAUCACAGAACCCCGCAAAGAAAGACACACCUCAUGGUAAGCAGAUGCCUCCAUCUGCCAGCCAGCCAACCAAACCAACAGACGGCCAGAAACCGUCAAGCCAGUCUAAAACAAGUGCAGCUCAUCCAUCGCCGCAGACGUCACAACAAAAGCUUCUUCCACAGCAGGCAACAAAAGAUGCUCCUCCUGCCAAAAGUGAGCCACCAUCAAAGACUGAGCCCCCUAAAAAAGAAGAAGAGUCCAGUUUCUUUGGCUUUGGUUUUGGUGGCGCUCGGUCCCGCUCUCCCUCUCCACAGCCUGGUGCCUCUACUGUUUCUGGGAAGGUUCUAGGCUUCGGUUCUUCGUUCCUUAGUUCUGCAUCCAAUUUGAUUUCGGCUGUCCAGGAUGAGCCCUCGACAACUCCACCAACCUCUCGAAAGGGUUCUGCCGUUUCCCAAACUUCUGCCAAGACCACCACACCCCCUCCUACCAGAAAAGAUUCAGAGGGCUCUAAGGGCUCCCCCAAUGUUCCUAAAUCACAGACACUCGAAGGAAAAAAGCAACAGCAACAAAAUAAGCCCCAAGACACUCAAAAACCAAUGACAAAGGAAUCCUCAUCUGCUCAGGCUACUAAAAUAGAUCAGAGCCCGAAACUUCUUCCCAAAGCCUGUCCACUCUGCAAGGCAGGCCUGAGAAGAGAUCCCCCCAACUAUAGUACUUGCACUGAAUGCAAGGCCACUGUGUGCAAUCAGUGUGGAUUUAAUCCUGUGCCUCAUCAAACGGAGGCAAAAGAAUGGCUUUGCUUAAACUGCCAGACACAGAGAGCGCUGAAAGGAAUAGAGCCUCCAGGACAACCCACUGUAAAUCCUAGCAAAUCUCAAAAAAUGGAUUCUACUCAUGGUCUUUUAGAGAAACAGCCCAAUACUUUGCCAACAAAGGCUGGUCAUGCCAACCAACCUGUUGCUCAGAAAAAGGAGAUGCAUGAACAACAGACUAGUGCAGAAGGAGCAAAGCAAGCUCCCUCCCCUAAACUUUUACCGCAGCCAACAGCAAAAAAUGCUCCCUCAUCUCCCAUGUCUAAAGCAGCACCAAAGGCUGAGACUGAGCAAGAACAGUCAGGAUUUUUCAGCUUAGGCUUUGGUGGAGCCCGGUCACGAUCACCAUCCCCUCAGCCUGCUGUUUCCGCCAUGUCUGGUAAGGUCCUAGGAUUUGGGUCCUCAUUUCUGAGCUCAGCAUCUAGUCUUAUAUCAUCAUCAAGUUCAUCAGCAGAUGAACCAUCUACGACACCACCAACUAAUCCCCAAGCAUCUUCAGUCUCUCAAACUUCUCCCAAGACCACUACUCCACCAACGUCUUUGAAAGGCUCCACAACAUCACAAGGGGCUGCAAUAUCAGAGAAAGGAAAGGCUAAUGAAUCAGUUCAUAAAGAAGAGAAAAAGACAGAGCCAACUGCUGACCAAAACAACAAAGCACCAAUAUCUAAAAAAUCUGAACCUUCUUCACAGAUGCCAAAAACAGUCAAAGGCCCGCAACCCCCACCCAAAUCCUGCCCGCUCUGCAAGGUAGAAAUAAAAAAGGACCUAGUCAACUACAGCACCUGUACUGAGUGCAAAAACACUGUGUGUAAUCUCUGUGGAUUCAACCCAACACCCCACCAAACAGAGUUGAAAGAGUGGCUUUGUCUAAACUGUCAGACACAAAGAGCUCUCAAAGGAAUGGAGCCACCAGGACCUCCAAAGUUAGAGUCCACAGAACAGCCCAACAAAAACUUUGUUUCUCAACCCCUGGCUUCACCCUCAAUCCAAAAGAAAGGUGCUUCUGAAUUGAACAAGUUUGACAAGAAAACUGACCCUGCUCAGAAAUCAUCACAGGACCAACAAAACAAGGCUCUGAAUGGUACUCUGCCAAUCCAAAAAGCCCAGCAGCAAGAAAAUAAAGCCAAAUCUGAAGUUCCUGCCAAAACAGCUAAGGAAGAAUCUGGAUUUUUUGGUUUUGGAGGUGUUAGGUCAAGGUCUCCAUCUCCUCAGCCUGCUGUGUCUGCUGUUUCUGGGAAGGUUCUUGGCUUUGGCUCAUCCUUUCUCAGCUCAGCAUCUAAUUUAAUAUCUUCAGCUGUGCAAGAUGAGAUAUCUACAACACCACCAACCUCCCGCAAAGCUUCAACAGUUUCCCAGAGCUCAACACCACCCACGUCUCGAAAGAGCCCUGCUGGUCCACAGACCACAAACACAGGGGACAUAAAACAACCUACCACACGAAAACAAGACACAAAGAUAUCUGAGUCACUUAAUCUAGCCAGCAAAUCUUCUGUUAAAUCAAAACCAGACCAAUCAGUGUCUGUAGAAGUUGAUAAAACUCCCUUGCCACUUCCCAAAAUCUGUCCACUUUGCAAGGCAGGUAUUACCAGUGAUCCUCCUAACUUCAGCACCUGCACUGAUUGCAAAAACGUUGUGUGUAACCGUUGUGGAUUUAACCCAGUGCCUCUUCAAAAUGAGGUGAAGGAAUGGCUUUGUUUGAGUUGCCAUAUAAAGAGAACACAUGAGCCUUCAACUCUAAAUCCCCAGGUACAGGCUAAUACUAACUCGCAUCAAGACAAAACAGCUCCAUAUCAGCCUCAUCAAGUAGAAAGUAGAACUGAGGACAAGUCAAAAACAGUACUUGGAAAAUCCACUUCUACAUCUGCAACACAAGAUCCUCCAAAGGAAAAAACACCCACACAAAAUGAAACUCUAAAACCUCAACAGCCAAAAGAUGGUACUGCUUUAGCCAAAUCGGAAACUACAACAAAAAAAGAUUCUUCUAAAGAAGAUACUGGUUUCUUUGGCUUUGGUUUUAGUAGUGCUCGAUCUCGAUCCCCUUCGCCUCAACCUGUUGUAACUGAGAAGGUUGUAGGCUUUGGUUCGUCCUUUCUCAGCUCAGCAUCUAAUCUUAUAUCUUCAGUAGUUCAGGAUGAAUCCUCCACAACACCACCAACACCUCGUAAAGGUUCAACAAUAUCCCAGACCUCUGUGAAGUCUAUGACUCCACCCGUCUCUCGUAAGGGUUCGUCAGUUACACAGACCUCUCCCAAAACCACAUCUGCGGUUGAAACAGCGUCUUCAUCUCGCAAGGAAUCUUCAGCAUCUCAGGACUCAACAAAAAUGCAGGCUGGGGAAAGUAAACCUCUUUCUCAAAAGCAACUGGAAGACAAGAAGUCCCUGCAACCUCAACCUUUCAAAGCACCAUCUACACCUUCAUCAAAGCCUCAACAAGCUAAUAAGUCCUCUCAGUCUCAUCCUAAAGAAUGCCCACUUUGCAAAGUGGAGCUCAAGAAAGAUCCUCCUAAUUUCAACACCUGCACUGAUUGCAAGAGCAUUGUAUGCACAUUAUGUGGGUUUAAUCCCAUGCCUCAUCAAACCGAGGCAAAGGAGUGGGUUUGCUUGACCUGUCAAGUGCAGCGGGCAUCAAUGCCUUCCAAUGCAGAGCAAGCUCAAGCUAAGAAAGUCGACCAAGUGCCAAAGGAGCAGCAAGAUGUUCUAGAAUCCAUGCAGAAGAAACAAAACGCAGAGGAAGCCACCAAUACUGGUCAAAAAAUAGCUGUAGUUGGGGGAAAGAAGCCCACUGAUGUUUCACCACAACAGCUAAAUGAACCUAAGACCUCACAGCACAUGAAAUUGGACGAUUCUCAAGAAAAACAAACCAAACUACAACCAAAGGCUCAACCUCAUCAAGAGGAGUCUGGAUUUUUUGGUUUUGGCUUUGGUGGGGCCCGAUCCAGGCCUCCUUCACCUCAGCCUGCUGUUUCUGCUGUGCCUGGGAAAGUUUUAGGCUUUGGUUCAUCCUUCCUUAGCACAGCCUCUAAUCUGUUAUCAUCAGCUGUUCAAGAUGAACCUUCCACAACACCACCAACCUCCCGCAAAGGUUCAUCAGUUUCAGAAACCACAGCUCCCCCCUCCCCCCGUAAAGGCUCUCAGUCAUUGUCCAACAGCAGCACUUCAUCUAGCUUACAAAAAGGUUCUGAGACCAUGCAAGGUUCUCCGAAAGCCUUAAGUAGUAAAGAUACUAAACAUUCAAUUGGACAGAAACAAGAGCAGACAGCGUUACUUCAAAAGGCCGAGGAGUCAUCAAAUAAAGUGAAAGAGGUUAAAUCAGAGACACCAAAGGAUUUAUCCAAGCCUCUUCCCAAGGUCUGCCCACUUUGCAAGGUGGAGCUCAGGAAAGAUCAAUGCAACAGCUGCACUGAAUGCAAAAAUAUUGUAUGUAACUUGUGUGGGUUCAACCCCAUUCCCCAUCAAAACGAGAAAGCACCAGAACCUCCUCCUGUGCAGCUUCAGUCACAUGCUAAGGAAUUUGAACCAGUUAGAAUGGAUAUUCCCACUUCAGAUGCUUCACAGAAAAAGCCACAUCCUCCAGCAGAUACAGUUCAAAAGGAUAAGAAACCAGAAUUAGCAAAGAAACAAGACAAGAAGCAAACUUCAAAAGAAACAGAACAACCCAGCCAAGAAACAAAAAGAAAGCAACAGCAUACUGCAGAAGUUACAAAUUCAGAAUCUCAAAAAAUAGAUCCGCAACAAGACAAAUCUGGAUUAUUUGGAUUUGGUUUUGGUGGAGCUAGAUCUCGAUCCCCUUCUCCUCAGCCUUCUGUCUCCGCUGUCUCAGGGAAGGUUCUAGGAUUUGGUUCCUCCUUCUUAAGCUCAGCAUCUAAUUUAAUCUCAACAGCUGUUCAAGAUGAAUCCUUCACAUCACCGUCUAGUUCUCGCAAAGCUUCAACAGCUUCUCAAAUUUCUGAUAAGACACCACCAACCUCUCGCAAAGGUUCUGCAGUUUCUCAAAUGUUCAGUAAAAUGAAUACCAGUCCACCUUCCUCACGAAAGGGGUCUGAAGCUGCUGAAAGCUCUAAAAACAAUCUUGACAAUACAGAUGGGAAAAAAAAUAAGGUUGUAGAGAAAGGUGAAGAAGCCACUAAAGGAGCUACACCACAGCAACAAGAACAAGGAGAGAUGGAAGAUGAAGCUGUAUCUGUGUCCUCUGAAGUGUCUAGAGGUAGAUCUCAAUCUCCUAUACUUCCACCUGCUGCAUCUGCUGUCUCUGGGAAGGUCCUAGGAUUUGGUUCCUCCUUUUUUAGCUCGGCAAGUAAUCUGAUUUCAUCAGCUCUAGAUGAGCCUUCAACAACACCACCCACUUCUCGCAAAGGUUCCACAGCUUCCCAGCUAUCUGCUAAGACUACAACACCACCUUCUUAUCGUAAAAGCUCAUCUGUUUCCCAGACUUCAGACAAGAACAUCACUUCACCUUCCUCACGAAAGGGCUCUGAAGUUUCUCUGACAUCUCUCAAGACCAGCAAACUUACCACUUCCCAAAAAGUAUCUGAUGCCUCUCCUAAAAUGCAUCAUUCAGAUGACAAAAAAGUUAAUCCUGAAAAUAUAGAAGAUCACAAAACAGAUGAGAAAUCUAUGGUCAGUCUAGCACAGUCAACAACUGUAUCAGUAACAAAAGAAACAGCUGUAACUGAAACAACAAGUACAGAGUCCACUAAAUCACUUCCCAAAGCCUGUCCUCUCUGUACAGUCGAUUUGCAGAAGGAGCCUCCCAAUUAUGAUACCUGCACCGCGUGCAAAAACACCGUGUGUAAUCUAUGUGGCUUUAACCCUAUGCCGCACGAGACAGAGAAAAAGGAGUGGCUAUGUCUGAACUGCCAGAUGCAAAGAGCGCAAGCUGAGGCUCACAAAGUACCUCCACCGGUAUCACCACUAAAAAAAGUGACACCAGCUCCUGUUCCUCCACAGAAGAAACCACUUCAUGACUCCAUAGAUGCCACUGAAAAAGAAAAGACUGGUCUAUCUGCAGGAACAACACCAGGGUCUACUAAGGAAAGUUCAGUUCCAUCAACACAGAAUCCACCUCAGCAGCAGGACAUCAAAAGCCCAGUACAGCCAGCACAGAAGGACGAUGAUGUAUUCACAAAAUCUACUGCACUGACAAAGACUGCAUCCACAAAAGAAGAGAGUGGCUUUUUUGGUUUUGGACGCUCUAGAUCACCAUCUCCCCAACCUUCUGCUCCUAGUGUUUCUGGAAAGGUAUUUGGAUUUGGUUCUUCCCUCUUGAGUUCAGCUUCUAAUCUUAUAUCCUCUUCUGUACAAGAUGAAACAUCCACACCUUUUGCAACACAGGGGGUUUCAGCAGCUUCUCAAACUCCUGUGAAGACUACAUUAACACCAGCUACUUCUCAGAAAGGAUCAGCUGAUUUGUCACCUAAACAUGUAGCUAAAUCUGUGGAAGAGAAGCAGAAAGGCCAGAAACCAGAAGAUAAAAUGACAAAAGUUCAGGAAAAAGCUGUAAUGAAAAAGAAUGACGACAAAUCAGAGCCUCCGAAAACUUGUCCACUUUGUAAGACAGAAAUAAUUAAGAAUCCAGCAAGUUACAACACUUGUACUAAUUGCAAGAGCACUGUGUGUAAUCUCUGUGGAUUCAACCCAAUGCCACACCAAACCGAGGUGAAGGAGUGGCUGUGUUUGAACUGCCAGAUGCAGAAAACUCCCGAAAGUUCAGUUGUGCAACCUGGACCACAGACUACUAAAUUACUUCCAACUGCAUCACCACAAAAACAAAGCAUUCCGGGUGUUGUUGCAGAGGAUCAGAAACUUAAUGCUUCUGGGAAACACGACAACCAGAAUCUGUCAGAUUCAAAACAACCUACAUUAGAAUCUCAAAUGCAGAAAAGUGAUAUCCUUCCUGCCAAAUCUGAUCAACCAUCGAAAUCUGAACCUCCUAAACAGGAUUCCGAUUUCUUCAGCUUCGGUUUUGGUGGUUCUCAUUCAAGGUCACCAUCUCCUCAGCCCACUGUGUCUGCCGUCUCUGGGAAAGUUCUAGGCUUCGGCUCAUCAUUCCUUAGCUCAGCAUCCAAUCUGAUAUCCUCAGCUGUCCAGGAUGAACCUUCUAAAACUCCACCAACAUCUCGCAAAGGGUCUACAGUUUCCCAGACUUCACACAAGACCACACCAACACCCCCCACUUCUCGAAAAGGAUCAGUAGCUCCCCAGAAUACUAAACUAAAUCCACCUGCAGUGGAAUCAAAGCCAACCUCUACACCAAACAAAGAACAGGAAAAGCCACCAGAUGCUCAAACUUCCAAACCUCUACAAGUUCAAGUAAAAGAGGAGCCUCCAAAAAUCUGUCCACUCUGCAAAGAGACCCUCAAGAAGGACCCACAGAACUACAGCUCUUGCACGUCUUGCAAGAACAUUGUUUGCAAUCUUUGUGGAUUUAAUCCAAAUCCACAUCGAACUGAAGCAGAAGAGUGGCUGUGUUUGACCUGCCAGAUGCAGAGAACUGCAGGACCUCCCACUGGUCAGCCACAACCACAAUCUAAAAAAACUAUUCCACAAGCAUUUCCACAAAAAGAAUCAACUUCAGUCUCACCUUCUCCAGAGAAGAAGUCAAGUGUUAUAGCUGAGGCAGGCAAGAAAGAGUUUGAUUCUUCCAAUUCUGCUUUACCAUCCAAAGAUGAACAGAUUAAAGAAGAGUCAAGUUUCUUUGGCUUUGGUUUUGGCGGUGCUCGUUCCCGGUCUCCUUCUCCUCAAACUGCUGUCUCUGAUAAGGUUUUUGGUUUUGGGUCCUCCUUCCUCAGCUCAGCAUCUAACCUGAUCUCUUCGGCUGGUCAGGAUGCAUCCUCCUCCAAAACUCCACCAACAUCUCGCAAGGGAUCUACAAUUUCCCAGACUUCAAAUAAGACUACACCAACACCACCCACUUCUCGGAAGGGAUCAGUUGCUCACCAGGAAGCUAUACAAAAACUACCAGAAAGCAAAUCAAAGCCAGCUGCUAUAUCAAUGCAAGAACAAAAGCCAGUAGAGAAAACCCCAGAUCCUCAACUGGCCAAGCCACCACAUGCUCCAGAGGAGUUUUCAAAAAAUUGUCCACUUUGCAAAGAAACCCUUAGGAAGGACCCACAGAACUAUAACUCAUGUAGUUCUUGCAAGAAAUUUGUUUGUAAUCUCUGUGGAUUCAAUCCCAAUCCACAUCAAACCGAGGUGAAGGAGUGGCUAUGCUUGAACUGCCAGGUAAACAGAACUUCAGGACCCUCUCCUUCUCAGCCACAAUCACAAUCUAACAAAAUACAACCAGCAUCUCCACAAAAGAAAGUGACCCCAGAUCAACCUUCUCCAGAAAAUAAGCAGAGUGAUCUUGCCAAGCAGGACAAGAAACCUACAGCAGAAGCUAAACAACCUACAAUUACUCCUGAAUCAAAUGCUCAAAAGUCUAAAGGUGAUGAAUCUCCUUCCAAACCUGCUCUGUCAUAUAAAGUUGAACAGAAUAAGAAAGAGUCUGGUUUCUUUGGCUUUGGAGGUGCUCAAUCUCGGCCACCUUCUCCUCAAUCUGCUGUCUCUGAGAAAGUUCUGGGUUUUGGGUCCUCCUUCCUCAGUUCAGCAUCUAAUCUGAUAUCUUCAGCCGUUAAGGAUGAGUCGUCCACCAAAACUCCACCAAGUUCUCGUAAGGGAUCCACUGUGUCCCAAAGUUCUAUUAAGACAACACCAACACCUCCAAUUUCUAGAAAAGGUUCAGAAGCUUCACAAGCCUCACAAAAAAAUAAACUGGCAGAAGAGGCCAAACGUACUGCUGUACAGAAACAGGAUGAAAAAAUGAAGACAGUGGAGAAUAAACCACAAGAUGAAAUUUCCAAAGAAGCAGUCACUAAUGUGAAGAUUAACGAACCAGCCCUGGAGCUUCCAAAAGCCUGUCCACUCUGUAAAAUGGACUUAAAGAGGGAUCCUCCAAAUUAUAACACCUGCACUGAAUGCAAGAACACGGUGUGCAAUCUUUGUGGAUUUAAUCCCAUGCCACAUCAAAAUGAGGUUAAGGAAUGGCUGUGUUUGAACUGCCAGGAAAAGAAAGCACAAGGAUUCUCCUCUACCCAACCACAGCCCCAGGUUAGCAAAGCAUCUCAACCAACAAUGCCAGAAAAAAAGGAGGCUAUCAUACCUACUCCAAUGUCAGUUUCUCCACAAAAUACGCUAGAUGUCAUUGAGAAGAAAAUUACAUCAAUUGCUACAAAGAAUCAAGAGAACAAACCCAUAGAAUCUGCAACACAACCAACUGAAAUGCCAAAACUUGAUCCUUCUACUACAAAAUCUGCUGUACCACAGAAACCAGAACCUUCUAAAGAGGACACAGGUUUCUUUAGUUUUGGUUUUGGUGCUCGAUCUGAAUCCCCUCAGCCAUCUGGUACUGUUGUCCCUGGGAAGGUUCUGGGCUUUGGAUCCUCCUUUUUGAACUCUGCAUCUAAUCUAAUGUCCUCAGCUGUUCAAGAUGAGUCCUCAAAAAUGACAUCAACUACACAAAAGGCUUCAACAUCUGAAACAUCUGCAAAGACUGCACUACCACCCACUUAUUUGAAGGGAUCUAUAACUUCUGAAAAAGUUCCACCUAAUGUUGACUCAAAAGCACCUGUAACAGAAAAACCAAAGGAGGAAAAAACAGAUGAGAAGCAGGUGCAACCGGCUACAGCAGAACCUGAAGCUUUGGUAGUAGCAGCUGUAGCUCCUAAUGCAGAGACCAAAACAUGUCCUCUUUGCAAAGUGGAUCUUAAUGUUGGUUCACAGGACACCCCUAACUACAAUGCCUGCACUGAGUGCAAGAACUUAGUUUGUAACCUCUGUGGAUUCAACCCAACUCCCCAUCAAACAGAGGCCAAUGAAUGGCUGUGUCUUAACUGCCAGACACAGCGAGCAUUAAAAGGAAUGGAACCAAAAGAACCUUAUAAAAUAAAGACCAAUGAACAACUUGACAAUGUCUAUACCACAGCACUGCAUCCAAGACCAGAAAGUACAGUUGCUGAAACCCAAAAGAAAGAGAUUCAAGCUGUGGCCAUCCCUGACAAAACUAAAAGCUCUGUUUCAGUGAAUGUCCAAAAGAAAGAAUCACCAAAACUACCAGAGAGUAACGUAAAGGCACAACCUGCAUCCUCUCAGAAAGAAGAAACAUCAGAUCCAAAGAAAGAUAAAGAGACUGACACACUGUUAAAAGAGUCUGACAAGUCUCCCAAAAAAUCUGAUCCAGCUCCGCAGGCAGAACCACCAAAACAGGAACAGAGUUUCUUUGGUUUUGGAUUUGGUGGUCCUAAGGUUCAACCUGCUUCCAGUAAGCCAUCUGAGUCAACCACUGGGAAACUCUUUGGUUUUGGUGGUCUGACAGAAACAGCUAGAUCUCGCUCACCUUCUCCACAGUCUGUUUCUGCUGUGUCUGGGAGAGUUCUGGGAUUUGGAUCCUCUAUAUUCAGCUCAGCUUCUAAUUUGAUUAGCUCUGCUGUUCAGGAUGAGCCUUCCACAACACCACCAACUUCUCGAAAAGGAUCCAUAGCUUCCCAGAUGUCUGCUAGGUCUACUCCACCCUCAUCGCGCAAAGGAUCUGCAGUCGCACAAGACACUAGUAAAAUUUCACCUGUUGGAGACACUAAACCACAUGCAGUACAAGAUGCAGUAAAAACAGUGGAGAAGAAACCAGAAACUAAGCAAGUCACAGCACCCAAAUCACCCCAAAAACCUGAUCCUAAAGAAGUCAAGACCAAUUGCCCAUUAUGCAAAGUGGAACUCAACAUUGGUUCUGAGGAUGCCAAUAAUUUUAACACUUGCACUGAAUGCAAGACAACAGUAUGCAGCCAAUGUGGAUUUAAUCCACUGCCUAAUCAAACAGAGGUUGAGGAAUGGCUCUGCCUAAGUUGCCAGGUACAACGGGCGCAGGCAGGAAUAAAUAUGUCUGAAAGUCCUAUAGUGAUGCCUCAGCCAGUUCCCUUAGUGAUGGACAACCAAGUUCCUUCCAAAGUUGACAAGGUAGCUACAGCACCAGUUAAGAAACCUGAUGAGAAGCCCACCACAGCUGCAGCUGAAAAGAAAGCAGCUCCCGCUCAGGAAAUAAAGAAAGAUAUCUCAAUUCCAGGCACUGAUGCCAAGACAACUGAUAUAAUCAUCCCUAGAAAAGAACCUCAAAAUCAAAGUAAUAAUCAACCAGAACCUGUGAAAACAGAACAACAGCCACUCAAAGACACAACCACUCCUGUAAAAUCUGCUCCACCCACCGAGGUCAAACCCCCAAAACAGGAAUCAAAUUUCUUUGGUUUUGGAUUAGGUGGUCCUAAAGCACAGCCUGCUACUAAAUCAUCUGAGUCAACCACAGGGAAGAUCUUCGGUGGCUUUGGUGGUCUGACAGAAACAGCUAGAUCUCGCUCACCUUCUCCACAGUCUGUUUCUGCUGUGUCUGGGAGAGUUCUGGGAUUUGGAUCCUCUAUAUUCAGCUCAGCUUCUAAUUUGAUUAGCUCUGCUGUUCAGGAUGAGCCUUCCACAACACCACCAACUUCUCGAAAAGGAUCCAUAGCUUCCCAGAUGUCUGCUAGGUCUACUCCACCCUCAUCUCGCAAAGGAUCUGCAGUCAAUCAAGACACUAGUAAAAUUCCACCUGUUGGAGACACUAAACCACAUGCAGCACAAGAUGCAGUAAAAACAGUGGAGAAGAAACCAGAAACUAAGCAAGUCACAGCACCCAAAUCGCCCCAAAAACCUGAUCCUAAAGAAGUCAAGACCAAUUGCCCAUUAUGCAAAGUGGAACUCAACAUUGGUUCUGAGGAUGCCAAGAAUUUUAACACAUGCACUGAAUGCAAGACAACAGUAUGCAGCCAAUGUGGAUUUAAUCCACUGCCUAAUCAAACAGAGGUUGAGGAAUGGCUCUGCUUAAGUUGCCAGGUACAACGGGCGCAGGCAGGAAUAAAUGCAUCUGAAAGUCCCAUAGUGAUACCUCAGCCAGUUCCCUUAGUGAUGGACAACCAAACUCCUUCCAAAGUUGACAAGGUAGCUACAGCACCAGUCAAGAAACCUGAUGAGAAGCCCACCACAGCCGCAGCUGAAAAGAAAGCAGCUCCCGCUCAGGAAAUAAAGAAAGAGAUCUCAAUUCCAGGCACUGAUGCCAAGACAACUGAUAUAAUCAUCCCUAGAAAAGAACCUCAAAAUCAAAGUAAUAAUCAACCAGAACCUGUGAAAACAGAACAACAGCCACUCAAAGAUACAAUCACUCCUGUAAAAUCUGCUCCAUCCACCGAGGUCAAACCCCCAAAACAGGAAUCAAAUUUCUUUGGUUUUGGAUUAGGUGGUCCUAAAGCACAGCCUGCUACUAAAUCAUCUGAGUCAACCACAGGGAAGAUCUUCGGUGGCUUUGGUGGUCUGACAGAAACGGCUAGAUCUCGGUCACCCUCACCACAGUCAGUUUCUGCUGUGUCUGGGAAAGUUAUGGGCUUUGGAUCCUCAUUUUUUAGCUCAGCAUCAAAUUUGAUCUCUUCAGCUGUUCAAGAUGAGCCAUCCACAACACCACCAACUUCACGGAAAGGCUCCACGGUUUCCACUGAGUCUGGUAAAACUGCCACACAACCAGCUUCACGUAAAGGCUCAGUGGCUUCUGCCAAGAUUACACCGCCGACAUCUCGCAAAGGAUCUGUUGCAACAGAACCUAACAAGAUACCUCCUGUAAAACAGACCAAUCCACCUGUUAAAAAGAAACCAGAGCAGCUCAAUGAAGACAAAGUAUCUGGGAUACCUACUUCAGAAAAGGAUAUACCUGAAACUAUAGAGGAUAAAUUUGUAAAACGUCCUGAAAGUGUACCUCACCAAUCCACCUGCCCGCUCUGUAAAGUGGAUCUUAACAUGGGCUCACAGGACCCUCCUAAUUACAACACCUGCACUGAAUGCAAAAGUGUGGUAUGUCAUCUCUGUGGAUUUAACCCCAUGCCUCACCUUGCGGAGGCUGAGUGGUUGUGUUUGAAUUGUCAAACACAGAGAGCUAUAGCUGGGCAGCUGGGAGACAUGGGGAAAAUAUCAAUACCUGGCCCUGUAUCCACAAAAGACAAGCCUACAUUAACACCCAAAACACAGCUCUCCGAGACUCCUGCACCUUCACAGGAACCUACUCUAAAGACAAAACCAUCUCCUGGAAAGCAGGCAGAGGAGAAAACCACCCCUACUACUGUUGAAAACUCAGCUGUGACCGAUCCAGCAGUCCCUGCACCUCUCUCUGUUGUUCCAACCACAGAUAAGAUACCAGCUGCAGAGUCUCAGAAAGCUGUUAUUACUGCUGCUGAGGUCAAUUUGAAAGAAACUGGCAAAGACAAUGUCCCAGACGAGACACACAUUGAUAGAGGAUCAAUGUCUAUGCUUCCAGCAGUGACAAUGGUUAAACAGGAUACAUAUACUCAUUCUACAAAGAAUGGACAACAAGAAGAUGUUGAAAUACAAAUUGAUAGCAGUAUUUCAGAGAAUUCUAAUGUAGACACCUUAAAAGCAGAUGCUACAGAGCAACAAAGAAAGGACAUCAUGCCGGUUUCGAUAGAAUCAUACAGCUCAGCUGAGGAAGAGCUUAAGGAGAUACAGAGAGUCAGUGAAAUGGCCAUAAAAGAAACUGCUACAAAACUCUUACCUGUUAGAGCAUAUGAGAGUGUAAAACAAUACCAUGAGGACAGCAGUGAGAGUGAACAUUCCCCUCAGAUACAGAGAAGAAGAGUGAUGCCUGCUUCUUCCAGCAGUGAGGACUACAAACUAGACAGUUCAAAUUCUGGAGACGAUGAAGAGUUCAUAAGAAGACAACUUAUGCAUAUGGGUGAAGAUGAGAACUUACCAUCUGAUGAUGAAAACCAAGUCAGAGAAGAGCAACAAACACAGCAGGAAACCAGAGAGACCGAAAAAUCUGAUGAUUCCAUAAAGCAUGAACCUGCCCUAAAGAAACUUACUGUAGAACCUGAGGAGAUUUCUGAUAUCAGCCUGUCUUCUCAUUACCAAGAUGAUCAAGUUGCCCAAGUCAUCCCUGUUUCGGAAGCAUUGGAAGAAUCAAUAAUGAAAACAGACGAGUCAAAGGACAAUGAGAAUAGCACAACUGCUGACACAGCUGUUGCCAUUGCACAAAAAAAUCAUAUUAGACAGACCACAGAGGAGUAUGAGAGUCUGAUCGAAGACUUGUCCAAGGGUGAUGGGUCUUCCAGUGUUCAGGUAUCCAGCUUUACACCAGGAACAGCUUCUCCUACUUCUGUGUCUUCUAUUGAUGAAGACAGUGACAGCCCAAGUGAUAAAAAGGCAAAAGCAGAGAGUAAACAGCAAAGAAAGGCAAAACACAGACCACACGGCCAGGCUCUUCCCACUGUAGAGGACUCGUCUGACGAAGAUGAGUUACGUGAGGAGGGUGAUCAACAAAUGGAGCAGGAAGAUGAACGUGAUGAUCAGCAGCAGUUAAGAAAGGUCACGAAAAAAAUAAAGACAGAAAGAGAUGUUCUGGGGAUGCAAAGGAGACGUGAUCAUUUGACUAAAACUGAUAAAUUACAACUGGUUGCAGGGAUGGAGGAAAGCAAGUCCUCCUCUGAAUUUUCACCUAGUGUUGAAUCUGAACCAGAGGAUGCAGAAUACAGAACAUUAUCACAUGAAACGCAUGAUGCUGCAGAUAAUCCAAUCCAAUUAAAGAGUGCUGAAGAGGUAUAUGAGGAAAUGAUGGAGAAAGCACAGGAAUAUAAAACAUCAGAGAAAUGCUCACCACCUGAUAUUGAACCAUUAUAUGGAGGCAUGUUAAUAGAGGACUAUGCUUAUGAAACUUUAGUUGAGGAAAAAGACCAGGCUGCAACAGCUUUUGGUAAGGCUUAUGAGGACAUGAUGCAUAAAAGGAACACGAUCCCGCAAAAAGAAGAGGAGGCCCAGCAAACGGAUACAUCAAUGGUUGACACAUCCUUGCCACUUUAUGCCAGUGACACUUGUUAUGUGAAUAUUUCUGGAAAUGAUGCGCUUACUUCAGAUAAAAAUGCAAAGCCAAUGUUGCAAACAGAGGAUGCCUAUGAAGUGAAAACCCAAAAAGAUGUUUUAACACCAGGAUCAAGUCCAACACAAUCAACUCCUCUGUCUCCCAUCUCACCUCUGACUGUGUCUGAGUCAUCAUAUGAUUCCCCUGAGGUGAUAGUCAUCCCUUCAAGUGGGGAAGAAGACAAUAUAACUGAACCUAUUGAGUGCAUUUUGCAUCCUUACAUUACAGAGUCAACAUCUACUCAGGAUGUAUCUGUGAAUAAAGCUUUAUAUCCAAUUCCUGACUUAAAGAUCACUCAGUGCUCUUCUGGUGAAGAGGAAGUUGAAGAGGAGGACAGUGUCACACAAGAACAAAUGUCACCUGACACAAGGGAUAUUUCUCAAAGUGAAGGGCAACCUCAAACCCCAGAAGAUACAUUUGAGUCUGUUCCCAUUUCUGUGAUCUGUGAAGUUCCUUCAUCAAAAAAUGUUGUGGAGACAUCAGCAAUAUCACCACUGUCUCCUCCGACAUCCCCAGCAGUCUCAUCCCCAGAUUCAAAUAUAGACCUUUCAGCAGUACGGUCAUCAUCCUCUCCAGUUUCUGACCAGACAUCUACUCCAGCUAGCCCCAGUGUUGCUGAUGUUUCUGCCCCAGUUGUAAUUCACAUGCCAGACUUUGUGUCAGAGCAAGCUACAACGGAUGUUUCAAUUGAAACUGCUCCUACUGCAUCUUCCACACAGAUUAUUGAAUCCCCUUCACGAGAUAUUCCAGCCUCGCCACAUGUUUCAGAAAACUCUGACACUUCGACUAAAACUCCUAAAGUUCUUGUUGCAAAGCCAACAAUAGGUCCAAAACCAAACUUGGCCCCAAAACCAACAGUAAUUCCAAAGUCUACACUGGAAACAGUCCCUACUCUGGAUAGGGUUUCUUCCCAUACACAAAAACCUUUAGCUGGUGCAAUACAUGAACCAUCUCCAGUUAAAUCAGCCUCUACAGACAAACAAACUGUUGCACCAAUGACUCAUCCAAAUGUAGAGCAUGUGAAAUCCCCUACAACUACUGUUGCUACACAUAUUGUUCAAUCUCAAGAAACACCUUUAAUAGAAACGUACGUUGUUGUUCAAAUGCCAGAUCAUGCGCCCCCUGCAUUAGAGCAUCCAGUUCUAAAACAAACUUCAGUUUCAGAGUCUACAUUGCCAUUCACUUCACUCAAGAAUCCUUCAACUACCCCCAUUGUUGCCCAAAUUCCUGACCUGGUCACAUCUCCAGCACAGUCAAUCUCUGUGACUUGUCCCGUACCUUAUCAAACCUAUGUCCCACUUCCAGUGACAGUUUCAGCAGUGGAUCAAGCACCUAUUUCUGUUCCAACGUUGGUAUCAGCCUCAAUACCAGCAAAUGUGCUCUCUACAGAGCAAACCAGCUCAGUUGUUGAACAAGUGGCCACACCACCAUCUCCCUGUACCACUAUACCAGCUUUAGCAAGAGGUACUCAGCCAGUGGCCAGUGUUUCUAUUCAAAUUCCUAUUGAGAGACCAGUGAAAACCAGAUCAGACAUGGCACCCAUAUUAGGCCAAGAAGCCCCUAUUUCACCUCCAACAGAACACAGAGAGCAUAUUGCUGAAAAGACAGUCUCUGUUGUUUCUCCUACUAUUACUACAACUGUUGCUUUCGGAGCUUCAACCUCCCAACCUGUUCAAUCUAUACUGGCUGAUAUUCAGCCAAGGAUGACAGAAAUACUGCAGAAAAAUGUAUCAGAUGAUGCAAUUUCUUCACAACAAUCAGUUUCACAAAUCAUUUAUCCUGAUGUACAGACACAGGAAGAUCAAGUUGCUGUCAGAGUGCCAAAUCUUGAAAAUGUGGUGUGUAAAACAACUAUUGAAGAUGGGAGAGGCCACCCUGUUAUUGUUUGUGUUUCUCCUUUUACUUAUCCAGCCACAGUAUCAAGUUUCAUCACUGAUUCAACAGUUCCACCUUGUAUGGAAUCUGCAAAACCUUAUGUGUCUCAAGAAAGAACAGAUAGACCAGUGAUUUCAUUUCCGCCACCUCCCACAGCUUCACCACCAGAACUGCCAUAUAGGACAUUGCCUAAGGCUGAUGUUAACCAGCAUAAAACGGUUUCAACCCCAUCAUCCGUUACAGUAACUCUACCUGAACCCCUAGAAAAUAUGGCCAACAUGACUGUAAUGUCAGUUGUGACCCCAACACACAAAUCACCACCCCCGGUUCCCCCCAGACCUGUCUGUAUUCCCCCAGGACUGGUAUUUAGUCACAGGUCAAGAGAGAGUGUAAAGCCACCGGAACCAGAACCAGUAGUUGUUCAAGCAGUUCAUGCUGCAACUUUGCCAAGAACAAGAGAACCUCCAAGUGCAUUGUCACUAAGUUUGGCUGCCCCUGUAGAGACCAAGCACAGUGCUUCAUCACCCAAAUCGCCCUUGUCACCCAGAUUUGCUAGAACUCUUGAAACAUAUGUGGUGAUAACAUUACCAUCAGAACCAGGAUCACCUGUGGAGGGCAUUACAACUCAAGCACAUACGGGAAGAUCAUCACUGCCAAGUCCCAGGCAGCACGUUCCAUAUGAUGCUCCAAGAGUGUUUGCUCCAGCCAUGGUGGAUGCACCCGUGUCAUUAAUUUCAGCACAAAUUACAGCAGCCCGACCAAAGGCUAUCUCAGGUUUAAAUGCAGCAGCGCCCUGUGUGGUGAUGGGACCUGACUUUGCUUCAGUCGCAAUGGAGACUCAUAUCACUCCAGCUCUAAAUUCAACGCAAAGUAUAACAGCACCUUGUGUAACAGUUCUAGAGAUGCCACUUGCUUCUGUACAAACAUCGGUUUCAGAACCUCUUGUAGUGGCAUCAUCAGAGGUAGCACAGACUACGAAUAAUGUUACUCAUGUCUCAAUGGAGAAUACUGUGCAAUUCCCAUCUGUGAAUAUAACAUCACAUGAUGCAGCACCAGUUGUAAUGGCAUCUUCUGCUAUGAUUUCGGCAGCACCUGUUGCAGUAGCAGCAGCUCCACCCCCACCCAUUGCCAUGGAACCAACGUUCUAUCCAGCAAUGAUGUAUACCACACCUUCCAUGGGUUCUAAUCUACCCUUGCCUUCAGCCUCACCAUCAGCCAAGGUACCAGUAGCCUUAACCCCAGUGUCAGGAGUUUCUGCUGAGCCUGUUGCUCAGCAUACAGUGAGUGAUGUACAACAAGAACUUGAGAUGCAACAAAUACUAACAACAUAUUCUGUACCAAUAACAAUAACCCAGAUUCCAAUCCCAGCUCAGAAUGAGGACAUUCCUGGUUUGGAUAUGGAAGAAGUAUUAAUAGUCUCGGCUUCAGAAGAGGCAUUGACUGAUGUGGAUCCCACACCAGCUCCAAUAAAACAGCCGGAUCCCUCACUAGUUUCAAUAAAACAGAUUCAAGAGCAGCAAACAGUUUAUGAGCAAAAACAAGAAACUCAAUUAGUGACUUCUGCAAUAGCUGUGCCACCGUUACCAGUCACAUUUACCCAAUUUACGAAAUCUAUUGAGAGUCAAGAAAUACAUGGACAAGAUAAAGUUAUAUCAAGCAUGAGCCAAGUCUAUUCUGCAAUCUCAACAACUGAGCAGCAUCCUGACACAAUGCCUAAUAUUGUUACCCAAGUUGUCACAACUGAAGUGCAAAGAACAACUGUGUCAGUUGUCCAGGAGAGGAUUCCUGUCGAACCAAUACCUGAACCUGUGAUUGCUACAGUCACAGUCCAGCCAGAAGUCCAUUCUAAGCCCAAACAGAAUGGAAAAAUACACUACCCUGGUGAUGUUAUAGAUCUUACUACUUUUAAAGUCAAUGUUACAAUGACUGAUGAAGGGAUGGAUCUAACAGCCCCAGAUUCAAAUAGGUCUUCCUUGUCAAGUGAAUCAAGUGGACGACAGGUAACUGCUGUACAGCCAGAAAUUGUGAAUCUAAGUGCUGAAAUAAUCCCUACGACAACACUCUCCGUUGUUACUGAUAGCAUAACAAUUGUCACUUGCACAGCUACAAUUGCCUACAACAAUAACACAGUUGACAAGCCUCUGGACCUGGGAAAUGCUGCUUCAGGUCCACUUCCACUUACCACAUACAAUCCAUUUGAGCCACUUGCACAGAUAGUGUACAGACCUGUGAAUACUCCACCUAAGCCAACAACCAGUGCAGAUAUUCCUAUUAAUCUGUCAUACAGAGCUGUGUCAAGCACAUCUUCUCCUCUAAUGCCUGUUUCUGUAAAUGCCACUGAUGGUAUGCCAAUGCACGCAGAGCCAUCAGCGGUUGGACCUGUAGACCUCACCACUUCUAAGACAAUGAAAACCAUGGUUGCUUUGUCCUCAUCUUCUGGAGUGAUUACAACUGUUGUGGAAGAUGAUGGUACACCAGUUGAUCUUACAUCUGGAAGACAAACUGUUUGCUGUGAUGUAAUUUACAGGCUUCCUUUCACAGGAAGCUGCAGAACACAGCCACCUGUGACCACACAACCAGACAAUCAAAUUGGCUAUCAAAUUAGUAUUGCCACAACACCUGUUAUUGAAGAUCUCAGUACCAUGAAGGCUUCGAUAUCAAACAGUAAUUUCAAAGAAACUGGGCUCUUUGGGUAUGAAUUAAAGAAUGGAUUCACCUAUCAGAAUGGGGCAUCUGAGGGGGCUAUAGAUUUGACAUCAGCUAAAAUGUCAACAGAAGAGGCCUUAGACUUCUCAAAGAAAGGCACUUUGGAAUUUACCGGGAUCACCACUACUCCAUAUUCUCAAGGAACAUUGUUUGGCAUUAAUAGUUUGCUAAGAUCGACAAAUGGCAUUGUUUACUCAUCUGUUGCUGCACCUGUUCCCUCCACGUAUGCAAUUACUACCCAACCAGGUUCUAUAUUUAGCACAAUGUACAAUAGUCUGACUGGUACUACGGAGCCAUUUUCAGCACUUCAAAAUCAGCCUGCUCCAUAUGGAUUUGUGAACACCACAGGCACAGAUCAAUCAAUAUUCCCACAAUCUGACAUAGCAAAUGAUAUCCUACCUUCUGCAUUGGCCAGUCUCCUUCCCUCAUUGACUGCCUUGCCUGAGCUCUACUCAGAUGCUACACUUGAGGCAAUAGCAGCCUCCCUGGAUACACUGGUAUCACCAAAUUUCCUUGAUUUAGAUGACAGCAAAAGCCAACAGUACAAGGCUGAACAUGAGUUUUUACAAUUAGAAAAGUUGAAGCAACUGUGUCUAGCUGAAGAGCUUGAAUGGGAGAGGCACGAGAUACAGCGUUACCGUGAACAAGAGCAGAUCAUUGUUCAGAAGGAGCUGGAGGAGCUUCAGAACAUGAAACAGCAACUUCUAAUGCAGAAAGAAGAGGAACGCAAGGCCCAUCUGAUUCUUCAACAAGAAACCUUUGCACAGCAGCAACUUCAGUUAGAGCAAAUCCAUCGAUUACAGCAGCAACUCCAGCAACAACUAGAAGAGCAAAAGAUACACCCAUAUGGGUUUAGGCCAAGUGAGGGUAUUUCACCACCCAUGAGCUCAGACAUUAUUCUUGACUCGAAAUAUUCUGGGGGAGAUAAUGGGCAGUACUGGCCAGUGAAGGAUGACAACUCAAUGUCAUCGGCAGUGUCCACCCAUGACUCUAGAUCAGGUCAAAACUGGCUAACAACUUCUGGGGCUUUUACACAGUAUAGUUCAAACACUCCUGUAUCAGUGAGUGCACAGACAAAGGAGAAGUUGCAGUUGUCCACAAACCUGCCAGAAACAACCAGACAAGAGCAAAGUGUAGAGUUAAGUGGUAAGAAAUUGGUUGAGAGUGGUGUCCAAACGGAUGAUGAAGAUUGUGUUGAGAAGAUUCCUUCUGGUAGAAGGAGAAGAAGUAGGAGAAGCGUAGAUAGCUGUGUGCAAACUGAUGAUGAAGAUCAGGAUGAAUGGGACGUCCCCAUUAGGAGCAGACGCAGGUCUCGUUCCAGCAGAUAUGUUGAUGGAGAGAAGGGUAAAAGCUCCAAGGUUUCAAGUAUUGCAAUUCAGACUGUAGCAGAGAUUUCGGUACAGACAGAGCAUUCAGGGACAAUUAGGAGAUCCCCUGUUCGGGCUCAGGUGGACACACAGGUAGAUUUACACAGAGACGGUCAAACCGAAAGCGAUUCAGAUAUUACAUCAGACAGGGAUAAAAUAUGUCAAACGCCUGCUGUGAUAAGUGUUAGCACACACCUGACAGCUGAUGGUGUUGGAAGCUUGUCAGUUACCAAAUCUCCAAAGGUAUUAUCCUCCCCACUUUCACCAGUGUCCCCUGGGAAAAGUUCACAGAAGAUGCUUACUGCUGAUUCAUCAAGGCUUCUCAGUAGUCCAAGAUCACUAAGGGCCUCACAACGAUCUCUGUCUGACCCCAAGUCACUCAUUCCGACAACCGAGGACAGAAUGAUGUACCAGUACUCAGACACCUAUUCAAGCAAAGGUUCACAGAGUGGCACACCAGUUGGCACUCAGAAGAAAGUAAAACGCACACUACCUCAUCCACCACCGGAAGAAGAUACCAUCAUUGGGCUAUCGGAGUACACCACAGCUUCUGCCAGAAGGCGAAUGUGCAGGAACACCACUAUGGCACGGGCCAAAAUCCUUCAAGACAUAGACAAGGAGCUGGAUUUAGUUGAACGUGAGUCCUCAAAACUUCGUAAGAUACAGGCAGAACUUGAUGAGGAGGAGAAAGAGAUAGAUGCUAAAUUGAGAUAUCUGGAGAUGGGUAUAAAUCGAAGGAAAGAGGCUUUACUGAAAGAGAGAGAGAAGAGGGAGAGAGCCUACUUACAAGGAGUGGCAGAAGAGCGAGACUACAUGUCAGAUAGUGAGGUCAGCAACAUCAGAGAGGCACGAGGUAAUGGUCAUGGACUAGAACGGCCACGGACUGCCCCACAGUCAGAGUUUAACCAGUUCAUCCCACCACAGACUGAGGCUGAGUCCCAGUAUGCACAGCUUACAAGCCCAUACUCCCAUUAUCAAUAUGCAUCCCAAACAAGUCAGUAUCCUCAGCAGACGUUGUACCAGCAGCAGUCUCUUUACCAUCAGCAGGUAUCCCCCUACCAAUCCAUCUACUCAUCAGUCCCCUCUCUCAAUCAGCAGUCCCAGCAGACUGGCUAUGACCAUUCCUCACUCCUUCUGAUGCAACAGAAACCCCGUCAGACUACUUUGUCUGACUUAGAGCCAAAGAUAACGACAAACUAUGAGGUUGUACGCAACCAGCCCCUCCUAAUUGUCCCUACAUCCACAGAGAGUGUCUAUGGAGUUUCCCACCUCGGUGGUAAAUACAGUAGCCUUGAUCUGAGGAUGGGCCUGGAAGAGAGAGCCAGCAUGGCCAGCAGCCCCAUGUCCAGCAUAUCAGCAGAGUCCUUCUACGCAGACCUCGAUCAUCACAAUGCCAGGAACUAUGUCCUGAUUGAUGACAUCGGUGAACUCACAAAGAGCUCAGCGGGCCUGAGUUCAAGCUUCAGUAUCGCAGACAAGGAUAUCAGCAAAGCGGACAGACUUCUCCGGACUGCAGAUGUCCGUCGAAAUGCAGAUGUGGCAGACUUUCUUGCUCCCCUUCAGGCUUCUUCCCGACUGCAUUCGUAUGGUAAAGCUGACGAGGAGUCCAUGGAGGAGCCAUAUGAAUUAAAGAUGUUGAAACAGCAAAUUAAGCAGGAGUUCAGAAGAGGUACAGAUAGCCUUGAACAGCUUGCCGGUCUGCCUCACUACCUGCACUCUGACACCAGUUUUAGACAUUUCCCUAAAGCUGAAAAAUACAGCAUUGGGAGACUAACUUUGGAAAAGCAGGCUGCCAAGCAACUGCCUGCCUCCGUUCUUUACCAAAAACAGUUAAAGAAUAAAAAAGCUCUAAUUGACCCUAAAAUUAAGUUUUCACCCAUUCAAGAGAGCAGGGACCUUGAACUCGACUACAGCAGCUAUUUGGCCUCAGCCAGCUCAUCAGUUGGUGGACUGUCUGCCAGAGCAAGGCUGCUACAGGAUGAGAUCACAUUUGGUCUUAGGAAGAACCUAGUGGAGCAACAGAAAUAUUUGGGUUCAGCUCUUAAUCCUAACCUGGCUCAGUCCCUCAACUUUGGUCAAUCGCUCAACCUAGGACCUAGCAUAAGGUCUUCCCUCCAUGAUGAUGGCACUUAUCCCAGUGGCACUCGUUCAAGACCUUCCUCUAGGCCUUCCUCUGUAUAUGGACUGGACCUAUCUAUCAAAAGAGACUUAUCAAACUCCUCUCUACGCCUGAAAACAGAGGGCGAGUGCAUGGAUUCACAGUUUGUAUCUAGGGCUAAACCAACAAGUCUGCCAAUUAGUCAGAGCAGGGGUCGGAUUCCCAUUGUUGCACAAAACUCGGAAGAAGAGAGUCCAUUGAGUCCUGUCGGUCAGCCCAUGGGCAUGGCCAGAGCAUCUGCAGGCCCACUUCCACCCAUCUCGGCAGACUCAAGGGACCAGUUUGGCUCCAGUCAUUCUCUUCCAGAAGUCCAACAGCACAUGAGAGAGGAGUCCAGGACAAGUGGCUAUGAACGAGACAUUGCCUUUAUAAAGGAUGACCUUCAGGGGGCCAUGUCAGAUAGUGAAGCUGGAGGUCCUAGCUGGAAUGUGAAAGCAUAUCACCUUCAGCAUGAAGAGACUGACUGGUUUGACAAACCCUGCCAGGGACGUGGUGGAACAGAAGCCGGGCCAGACAGAAGACAGAUAAAAGGCAGCUAUUACCCUUUCCCACACACUCACAUCAAACUGCAACGGGACCCAAAGGACCACAGCAUCUCAGGGAGAGGGCUGGGAAUCAGAGUUGUGGGCGGAAAAGAGAUUCCAGGGACCAACGGAGAGAUCGGAGCCUACAUCGCCAAGGUUUCACCCGGAGGAUGGGCCGAGCAGACAGGAAAAGUUGUUGAAGGAAUGCAGGUUAUGGAGUGGAAUGGAAUCUCUCUGCUGGGAAAGACAUAUGAAGAGGUGCAAAGCAUUAUGGGUCAACAGUAUGGAGAGGCAGAAAUAUGUGUGCGCCUGGACCUAAACAUGCUCUCGAACACAGAUCACCCACAACAAUUGGAUCUCCAUAAUCAGCAGAGAGCUGGUGAGCGUCAGCGCUCUCCAGGUGUAGACCCAAAGCAGCUGGCUGCAGAGUUGCAGAAGGUGUCCCAGCAGCAGGCUCCUGUCUCAGUGCUCUCUGCUCUGGAGAGAGCGGGACACUUGCACUCUGGCACCGGAUCUGCCGCUUCCAGUGGAGUCCCUAGCCCUGGACAACCCGGAUCCCCUUCCGUCAACAAGAAGCGCCAUGGUAGCAAGUCAGCAGAGGUUCUGAAGCCACAACCGCAUCCAAUCACUGGUGAAAUACAACUUCAAAUCAACUAUGACAGGAAUAUGGGCAACCUGAUUGUUCAUGUGCUGCAAGCAAGAAACCUUGCUCCUAGAGAAAACAAUGGAUACACAGACCCUUUCGUUAAGGUCUAUCUCUUGCCAGGGAGAGGACAAGUCAUGGUUGUCCAGAACGCAAGUGCUGAGAACAAGAGAAGGACUAAAUAUAUCCAGAAAACUCAGAACCCAGAGUGGAACCAGACCGUCAUUUAUAAAAAUAUCCUUCUGGAGCAGCUGAAGAAGAAAACUUUGGAGGUUACUGUGUGGGAUUAUGACAGAUAUUCCUCAAAUGAUUUCCUGGGAGAAGUGCUCAUUGAUCUUUCAAACACGACUCAGCUGGAUAACACACCUCGCUGGCACCCCCUAAAGGAGCAAAGCGAGAGUAUUCAACAUGGAAGGACCCACCCUCCACAGGGGCCCGGUGGCUCUGGGGGACUUGGAGGCCCUGGAGGGUCAGGAGGUUCUGGAGGUCAAGGAGGGCAACCGGAGAACCACCAGUCCCCUAAAACCUCCGUCAUCAAAAGCCGCAGUCAUGGCAUUUUCCCUGAUCCUGCUAAAGACACACAAGUCCCUACAAUAGAAAAGUCUCACAGUAGUCCCGGGAGCUCCAAAUCUUCCUCUGAGGGUCACUUGCGCUCCCACGGCCCCUCACGCAGCCAGAGUAAAGGCAGCGUCACCCAAGCACACCUGGAAGAAGCCGGGAACGCCAUCGCUGCAGCCGAGGCUGCGGUGCAACAGGCCCGACUCCAGCCAAAUAAAUCAAACCACAGAAUGAUUGAUGGGGAUGGAUACACCCUGGACAGUGAAGAUGGCAUGGCCACUAAUGCUUUGGACAGCGCCAUAUUUCAGGUCCCCCAGCUGAAAAACAUUCCUAAUGGGACAGAUAAAAGCAAAGGAGUUGAUUCUUUGAACCUGCCAGAUUCGGAAGGUAAGAUGAUGGGUGAGAUCAAGGUUGCAUUGAAGAAAGAGAUGAAGACUGAAGGAGAGCAGUUGGUUCUUGAGAUCCUGCAGUGUAGAAACAUCACCUACAAGUUCAAAUCUCCAGACCACCUACCCGACUUGUAUGUAAAACUUUAUGUGGUGAAUGUGGCAACUCAAAAGAAGAUCAUAAAGAAGAAGACCCGAGUGUGUCGCCAUGACAGAGAGCCGUCAUUCAAUGAGACAUUUCGUUUUAACCUGAAUCCUGUUGGUCACUCUAUUCAGAUGUUUCUGGUGUCAAAUGGAGGGAAGUUUAUGAAGAAGACCCUGAUUGGUGAGGCCUACAUCUGGCUGGACAAAGUGGACAUGCGUAAGCGGGCGGUCAGCUGGCACAAGCUAGUGGCCACCACCAAUCAAACACAGCCAUAAUCAGAUGCCCAUCCAUCUCCCAUCUUUGCCCUCCAAAAAAAUAAGAAGAACUAAAACAGGAAAUGGUGAGUUUGGGAAUCUGGAAUGGCUGACAGGUGAUGGAAAGAUAAAAUCAAGGUGAAGAAAUAAACUGACUACUGCGUCGAACAGUCUGCAGGGUGAGACUGCUGGUUUUCUAACUGAAAACUGUGCUCCAAAUUCCCAACCAUUCCCAAUAAGGAUAUGGAAAUCCAUUUCCACUCCCCAUGCACUGUGGUUGUCUUUUUGCAACUACAUUCUACAUCUAAAAUAUCUUAGGCAUGAGCCAAUCAUUACUUGAGAUUUUCUACAUUUCAAUGCCAUUUUAGCUGUCAUCACAUGUUCAGUCAUAUUUCUCAAAGAAAAAAAAAACAUUUACAUGGAUAUAAACGUAGCAUAAUUUAAAGUUUUUGACACAAUCAUGUGAUAUAUAAUGACCAUAUCAGACUAUGUUAUGCACUGUAUGGAGAUUAUACUGUAAGGAAGAAAGACAAUCGUAAAUAUAAUGGAUUUCCCUUUUUGAAUGCAGCAUCCAAACGCACACAAUUUAAGAUUCCUCUGUUUAUAUUGUCUUGAGUGUCGUCUUCAACGUUUAGGGAAUUUUAAAAACUUCAGACUGACGUCAGCAGUUGGAUACGGAUGGCUCAUUGAAGUUGAGAUGAUUUUCACACAACCUUCUUGAUGUUUGUUGGAUGCUAAAUGAGGGCGUACUUUGUUUUUUAGCAUCCCAAGCCCUCAAAUUAGGUUCUCUGAAGUUAAAGGGCAUCCAGUCUCUGUCCAGAACUAUGAUUGUACGUGUCCCUGAUAUGUGUUUGUUUUAUGAAGAGCAUCUUGAAGUAAAUGUCAUGUUAGUGAUCUGAUGUUGUCAUCAAUAGUCUCCGUUUUGUGACCAAGUUGUAUGUGGCAUCCAAAUAUGCAACGGGGAAAAAAAAUAAUAAUAAUAAUGAACGUAUACCUUUUUGGCAUUUAUAUAAGGGUUCUGGCUCAAUUGGCUUGACUAAAAUCCAGAUGUAAUGUUAGUUGUUUAUUUAAAUGGUGCAAUUCUGUCUGUCUUUUGUCACGUGUCACUGUUCCAUGGUGGUACACUUUUUAAUAUUGUUAAGUUCAUCUGGUCAUGUCAGUUUAGCUAUGAAGGAUGGUUAUUUUUUCAUUAUGAUCACUGCCUCUGCACCAUAUCAGUGUAUAGAUACACUAGUAUGUGCCAUUGAUGGAUUAAGGCACAUGUUUUUGUCUGUCUAGGUCCUAAAACCACAAGUCAGUAAUUUUCUAACUUAACGGUCAGUGUUUCCAAGAUCAAUAUAUCAGUGGACAUGUCUCACACAUUUUAUAACCUGGCUAAUAAAACAUACUCCAACAUUUCCAUUUUAUUUAAUCUACAUCUUGCACAAGUGGUGCACAGAUGUACCUGAGUAAAAGGUUGAUGUCAUAGUGAGAUAAACUAUUGUGUGCCAACCUGAUGUUUUAACCAAACCACUGGUUCUGUUUGGGUAAAUCUAUGCAACAUGGAUUAUGUUCUUUGAAUGCAUAUACCUUAACAUGCGGCAUCCGGCGAGUCUGAAUAUAUGUAUAUCUGUUAAAGAAAACAAGACAUAAAUUAUAUGAAUAUUGUAUAGUGUUUAUUUUUAUUUAUUUAUUUUUACUUACUCUUUAUGGCACAGUACAUAUUAAUGCACUUUACGUUCGUGUUUUCAUAGGUUUCCAAAUGUCAUCAUAAAUAAUGACAAAAGAAAUAUGCUGACAUACCAUAAAAAUUGGUAAAAAAUAAUCUGUGCAUAUUUUAAACAUCACAUUGCAUAUUUUAUAUUGCGUAUACUUAUGAUGGCCAAUCAAAACCUGUCAUUGUCAUAAACUUUUCACCUAUAGCAUCACACCUUUCAAAGUUUUUUUCUUCAGUUGUUCCCUUUAAGCAAGCGCAUAUCAUUUUUUGACUACUAAAAAUGAUCUUCUAUUCUUAUAUUACCCAAUUUCUUUUAAAAUGACGAUGCGUUUGAUGAAUUCAGUUGCCGUAAACAGUGUGAAUGUGAUUUUUUUUUUUUUUUUUUUUUUUUUUUUUUGGUUUGUAAAUAUAUAGGAUAUUUUCUAUGAAAAAAAGUGAAUAUUUAUUUGGUCUGACGUUGAGCAUGUGAUUGUGAUCAAGGUCAAACUCUGUCUGUACAUACUGUAUUUGUCUAAAUGUGUAAGAAAGUAAUAUCUGAAUUGGUUUAAAAUCAUGUGUUCGAUCAACCCAUUCCAACCUGUUUGAUGAAAUCAACAGCAUCUCUCAGAUUGAAAACGGUAAGGUUUAAAAAACAAAAAGAAGAAAAAAUGGAAAAAAAGACAACACAAAAUUUCCUGUAAAAUUGAAUGUUGUCCAAGAGUUUCUAUGUUUUUACAUAGAUGUUGCAUGUUUUGUUAGAUGUUUGUUGAUAUAUUUUGCCUCCAGAUUCAGUUUAAAAAGAGAGAAAAAUUGAACACAUCACCUGAAGUUGUAUGCGGACUGUAAAAAUGCUUGUAAAAUGAGUCUUGUUUUUCACUUCGUGUAAAAAAAAAAAGUAGAAAAAAACUCUAAUGUUAUGGUUUUGUGGUUGUCCACAGGAUGUCAUGAAAUUAUGCAAAUUGUGCAGUAGAGAAAAGAUAAUAUAUGAAAAAUAAGAAAAAUAUAAAAAAAAACUUUCUCCCUGCGUCCAAAUAAUAAAGAAUAGAUUCUAUUUCAAA